ACACUAUAUUUAUCCACAAUUUCUGAUUAUCUUAGAGAUAUUUAUGGGAUUUAAGAAACCAUUUGACCGGUCUUUUUAGUUCUUCCUUUGACUGGAAAACAAAGAAUUUUCAUUGAUAAAAAAUUGUUCCAGAUGGAUGCACAAGAGGAGACUUGGCAUAAAGGGAUGUUGGAGGCCCAUAUGAAAAGAGAAGAAAUGGGGAAAAAUAUGAUUUGUGAUGUAAGUCCACAUAUAAUGUUGAACUCACGCGGUGCCUGGGAGAAACUGGCUUCUGGAUCUGAAGGAUUACCAUUCUGGGAGUACCCUCUUCCUAAACUAGAGAUCAUAAUUCUCUCCACGUUCAUAUCCUGGCGUUUCUUUGAUAUCUUGUUCAAGAAGUUAGGUGUUCCUAUUCCAAGGUUCACCUCCAUGAUGCUUGUUGGGGCAGUCUUAAGUGAGUCGUUUCAGCCGAUGCAGAUGUCAUGGUUUCGACACAUUUUUAUCCCUGACGAUUAUAUGCCAAAUGUUGCUGAGACCAUUGGUACAUUUGCUUUUACUCUAAAUUGGUUCCUAAGAGGUGUGACUACAAAUGUUAGCAUGCUAAAAAAGUCCAAAACCAAGAGUACUGCAAUUGGAGUCACCUCAAUGAUAAUCCCAUGGUAUAUUGGAAAAAUCGUUUAUUCAUCUAGAGAGAAAUCAAGUAUCCUAACCAUGACCCGUAUGGAGUAUUCUAUAAGUAUAUUCACCAUGAGCAUGGCGCCAUUCACUUGCAUCAACAUGCUCCUUACCGACCUCAAAGUAGUUCACACUGAGUUCGGCCAAAUCGCUCAGUCUUCAGCAAUGGUAAUCGAUGUACUCGCUUUUGCCAUGAGCGUAUGGGCUAACGUUAGCUACAGUUAUAGAAUUGGUAUGCGGAUGGGAGUUGCUUUAAUGAUCUUCUUUGUUUUCUUGUACCUUGUGCGACAAGCAAUGCUUUGGGUGGUCAGGCAUACACCAGAGGGAACACCUGUGAAAAGCAUUUAUCUCUACAUUGGUCUCUUGCUAGCUUACUUGUCUCACAUUUACUGGACUCGCUUCUUGUUCUUCGGACCGUUGGGUGCGUUUGUUCUUGGUUUGGCUAUCCCAGACGGACCACCAUUAGGAUCAGUAUUUAUAAAAAAAUUCGACAGUUUCAAUGAGGGCAUAUUCUUACCACUCUUUGGAUCAUUUACCAUGAUGAAAUUAGAUUGGUCGUUUCUAAUAAAGGAGAUUGGAAGUGGAAAGUUUCUCCAUGGACAUACCUAUGAGUGUUUUUCAUUCCUUCUCGUCUUAUACGUAGCGAAGUUCGUGACUUCUUUCCUCUCAGCCAUAGCUGCAAGGAUGCCACUGAGAGACUCAGUUAUUCUAAGUAUCAUUAUGGGCACCAAGAGUAGUUUCGAGCUGGCCUACGUGCUCCAAGCCUUCGAAAAAGAGAUAAUUAGUUUGGAGAUUUUCUCGCUCAUGGGCAUAUACAUUCUCGCAAACUCUUUGUUAACACCGAUGGCUAUACAUUUCUUGUACGACCGGGCCAAGAGAUUUGCAUGUUAUGGGAGAAGAAGCUUGAAACAUAAGUCGGAACUACAAUUGUUGGUGUGCAUCAACAAGCCUGACAACAUAACAUCCAUGAUCAACCUUCUAAGAGCUACUGCACCAUCUAAAGACUCUCCAGUGUCGUGUUGUGUUCUUCACUUACUUGAGCUUGUGGGUAAAGCUACUCCCACGUUUAUCUCUCACCAGCUUCAGAAACCAAAGCCUGGAAGCAGAUCUUACUCGGAAAAUGUCAUAAGCUCCUUCCAACUGUUUCAAGAGAUUAAUCAGGACUACACAUCUAUACACAUCUUCACCUCUUUAACUUCAGCUAAAGAGAUGCAUGAACACAUUUGUUGGUUUGCUCUUGAUAAAAUUUCAUAUCUUAUUCUCCUCUCUUUUCACCGCACUUGGGGUGCUAAUGGUUAUGGCGUUACCUCGGACGAUCAAACACUGAGACAUCUUAAUCGUAACGUACUGAAACGAGCACCUUGCUCGGUCGGAAUCCUUGUUUAUCGUAAACCAUUAUGGCAACCCAAAUCCAUAGAAUCUCCAUGCAGGGUGUGCUUGGUUUACGUGGGAGGGAACGAUGACAAAGAGGCGUUAGCAUUAGCAGACCACAUGAGAGGCAACCAGAACGUGAGUAUAACGGUGCUGACUCUGAUCCCUAUCUCUAAAACCGAGGAGGGCAGCGAGUCGAGCCAGAGUCAAAUGGUAGACACUUGCCAGGUUGAAGAGAAGCCUGGAGAUAGCUCCAUCACGUACAUUGUUAGAAUGGUGGAGGAUGGGAAUAAGACUUCCGAGAUUCUGCACUCAGUGGCUUAUGACUAUGAUAUGUUUUUGGUCGGAAGAAGUAGCGGGAUGGGUACUGCGGUCACCAAAGGACUAGGGGACUGGAUGGAGUUCGAUGAACUUGGAGUCAUAGGUGAUUUGAUAGCAUCUGAAGAUUUUCCUUCUAGGGCAUCUGUCUUGGUCAUCCAACAACAAGAGUGAGCUAUAGAGUAGUGCCUUUUUCCUAAAGCUAAAUUAAUUAGCUUCAACCUUUGUUGAGAUUGAGAUUAUUUACGACCAAGAAACGUAAAUUGGAUCUUGUAAUUUAUAUCCAUAGGACUCUCAAACGUAGAUUGCUCCUUCUUGUGUUGUAAUGAUUAUAUAGAACACAUGUAUAGUGGGCAAGAGGUGUCCUUGGAACAGUUAUAUGAAAUGAAACAAGAUAUGCAUUAAUUUUAUCAAAAAUCCCUCAAUUUUAAAAUAAUAAUCAAAAUUUUAUAAACUAUUUAUUUUAAAACUAUUUUAUUAUUUAUAAUACUAUGAUACAUACUACAUGAACGAUUAUAUACAACUAAAAUUUUUAGUUAUCAUAAAAUAAAAUUUAUUUUUGACAGUUUUGUUUACACUAUCAAUUCGCGUUUUAAAAAUCCACGUUUUACCGUUGUAUUUGUAUCAUGUUAAAAGAAAAUUAUGUAGAUUUUUUUUUCAUUUAAUAUAUAGAAUCCCACUAUAUAAAAGAAGCUAAAUUUGAGCUUCCUAAGGUUAUCCACAUGGUCAAAAUAAUCAUGACCAAUCAAAGUGCCAGGUCAUUUUGGACUGGGCUUGAAAUUAAAAAAAAUUAGUGACCUUCAGAGCCCAUUUGACCCAUCUUGCAGCCCAAUCCCGAGUUUCUCUUGACAGUGAUGUCGCACAAUCCCGUGUUCUAAACAUAUGGCUCCUUCUCCACCUAACCCUAAUCGCCGUCUCAUCCCUUCAUUGAUUCUCUUCCUCUCCCCCAGCUCCUCCCGCAUAACGCCUCGGAUGUGAGUGCUGGUACUUCAAUGUGCUCCCAUAAAUCCUCCAUUCAAGAUCCCUACAGACCCUCCACAUCAUAAUCGUUAGAAGAUGGAGAAAAAAGCAAUGGCACAUAGACGUAUGGAAACGUAGACACAAAGCGACGCCGCGAAGCUGCUAGGGUUUUUUCUUUUCUUCUGAUCGUCAUUGUUUCAGAUGACAGGGGAUGUUGUAACGAUCUGUUGAGCUGUUUAGGAUAGUGUGAAACAAAAAAAAUGGAUGAUGAUAAUGGGCUUGAGCUCAGCUUGGGUCUCUCAUGUGGUGGAGGGAAAGGUAAAGGUAACAAUGCUGGAACCUCCUCUGAGAAUCACAAUCUAGAAGGAGGAGGUGAUAGAAGCGCUAAAGUGAUUGAUGACUUUAAGAACUUUCUUCAUCCAACAACUUCUCAGAGACCAGCAGCAGAGCAGAGUUCUGAACCUCCUCCACAGAAUUUCUUCAAUGACCUCUCCAAAGCACCAACCGCUGAUGCUGAAGCUUCCACGAAGCCUAUGUGGGUGGAAGACAAGGCGAUGAAAGAAGCAGGAAGCAGCAAAAUAAAGGAGGAGGCACGUGUUGAUAUGCACUAGAUGAAGAAGAAGACAAAGGCAUCCUAUGUUUCGAACGCGACUGAUGAAGGAUCAAAAGCUGAUAACGAAGAUGUAGCGGAGUGUGAAGCAGGUGGUGGUGAUGGUGGUGGCUCUUCUUCCAAAAAAAAAAUAAACGUACGAAAACAUAGACUCAACUGUUCUACUUUUGGUUGCUUAACGCCUCCAAAGAUGAUUGAUAGCUUCAAUAAAAUAAAGACGUUUGAUCUUAGAUCAGUUGGAGGAGCUCAAAGCAGCAACGCUCCCAAGUGAAGACAUCCAAAUCAGCGAUGGAGAUCAAGACAAAAUUUUCAGUUGCAGCGGUAAUUCUUAAUUAAUCCAAUAAAGUUUAUCCAUUUGCAGAAAUGGAUCAUAACAAAACAGUCGGAAACAAGGUGGUGCGAAAAUAGUAGCAUUUUUAAAUCGUAGUUAGAAUUUAUGUUGUGUGAAUGAAAUUGAGUGUGUUGCAGUAAAUUAGCAUGUACUUUCACAUCAUCCCAUACAAUGCAUUUCUUCAGCCCAUCCAGGUGACUCAGGGGCUGAUAUGUCGUGUUCACACGUAAAGCUAGAAGAAAAAAACUAUCGAGGCCUGACUUAUGGCAAUAUGUCUUGGAAUAUUAUGAUACUGCAUGCACAUAAGUGUACAUAAAUAUGUCUUGGACUCAUUUAUAACGUGCAAAUGAACCAUGUUAAGCUUCUAUAUAAAAAUCUCUAUUUGUUUUACUAAUUCAAGUCAAUACUAUCAAGUUAGGAACAUGUCCAACAUAAAGAAAUCUAAUUACAUUUAGAAACUACAUUUAUAUUCUAUAUAUUUUGUAACCCCUGCAAAUAUAUAUUUUUAAAUUAGUCUAACAUAUGCCAACAAAUUUAACUUUUAUAUAAUGCAUAAAAAUAUAAAGAUGAUGUUGUGAGAUAAGAAUGUACACACAAAAUUUAAAAUAAAAGAAUUGACAAAUUAUAUAUAUUAUUUUAAAAAAAAAUUUAUAUAAUAACUUAAUAAUAUAAAUCAUAAUCAAAAAUACUAUUCGUAUCACAUUUGUAU
Molecule: messenger RNA, 4953 nt
Organism: Brassica rapa (field mustard)
Lineage: Eukaryota; Viridiplantae; Streptophyta; Magnoliopsida; Brassicales; Brassicaceae
Product: cation/H(+) antiporter 6B-like
Biological process (GO): regulation of pH; proton transmembrane transport
Cellular component (GO): membrane; endomembrane system
Molecular function (GO): antiporter activity
Source: RefSeq, a predicted model, not a curated record